GAGAAACUACAAGAACAGAGGGAGGAGUCCGUAAGCCUGGAAGCCCUAUUCUCAAGAGGAGCCCUGAUAUCACAAAGAACCCAGUGACGAAAUCCGAGCAGUUGCUGAGGAUAGACGAUCAUGACUUCACGAUGAGGCCCGGCUUUGGAGGCCCAGCUAUUCCUGUGGGAGUGGAUGUCCAAGUUGAGAGCCUGGACACCAUCUCAGAAGUGGACAUGGACUUCACCAUGACACUGUAUCUGAGGCACUACUGGAAGGACGAGCGACUCUCCUUCCCCAGCACCACCAACCAGAGCAUGACCUUCGACAGCCGUCUGGUGAAAAAGAUCUGGGUCCCUGACAUGUUCUUCGUCCAUUCCAAACGCUCCUUCAUUCACGACACCACCACUGACAAUGUCAUGCUCAGGGUCUACCCCGACGGCAAAGUCCUCUACAGCGUCAGGGUCACUGUAACAGCCAUGUGUAACAUGGACCUGAGCCAUUUCCCUCUCGAUACCCAAACAUGUUCACUGGAGAUCGAGAGCUAUGCCUACACUGACGAUGACCUGAUGUUGUACUGGAAGAAAGGGAACGACUCUCUGAAGACGGAUGACAGGAUCUCGCUCUCUCAGUUCCUCAUUCAGGAGUUCCACACCACCACAAAGCUGGCCUUCUACAGUAGCACCGGUUGGUAUAACCGACUGUACAUCAACUUCACCCUGCGGCGUCACAUCUUCUUCUUCCUGCUGCAGACCUACUUUCCUGCUACUCUGAUGGUCAUGCUGUCCUGGGUGUCCUUCUGGAUUGACCGCCGAGCCGUCCCUGCCAGGGUGCCUCUGGGCAUCACCACGGUGCUCACCAUGUCCACCAUCAUCACAGGGGUGAACGCCUCCAUGCCCAGAGUGUCCUACAUCAAAGCCGUUGACAUCUACCUGUGGGUCAGCUUCGUCUUCGUCUUCCUCUCUGUAAUAGAGUAUGCAGCCGUUAACUACCUGUCCACUCUGCAGGAGCGUAAGGAGAGGAAGCUGAGAGAGAGGCUGCCAUGCACGUGCGGGAUAUCUCACCCAGGCCAGAUCAUGAUGAGCAGCAGCUACAGCGAGAUGGACGCCAUGACCACUGGUCACUAUGGCAUGCCAGAGAUGAACGGAGACAAGCGCGAACGCAUCCUGGUGCAGCUGGCCCUGGACAAAGAGCAGGGCGCUCACAGCCAGGGAGGAAACACGCGCUCCUACAACAGCAGCAUGUGGAUCGACACCCACGCCAUAGACAAAUACUCGCGGGUGAUCUUCCCCGGAGCGUACACGCUCUUCAACAUCAUAUACUGGUCUAUCUACUCCUAACAGCUGUUACUGAAGUAACUAGUGGUGCGAUGGAGAUGUCCUGAAGGCUUUUGGGCCAUUUAACGGUCAUUAAGGGAGACCGCCUUAUAGAAUGCUAGA
Colossoma macropomum (tambaqui) is the source of this 1418-nucleotide messenger RNA. RefSeq names its product gamma-aminobutyric acid type A receptor subunit rho1 (gene gabrr1). The transcript is spliced from 9 exons. Gene Ontology annotation, molecular function: extracellular ligand-gated monoatomic ion channel activity; neurotransmitter receptor activity; GABA-A receptor activity. Gene Ontology annotation, cellular component: membrane; GABA-A receptor complex; neuron projection. Bases 132 to 1319 code for a protein of 395 amino acids. The record is from RefSeq and is a predicted model, not a curated record. Gene Ontology annotation, biological process: monoatomic ion transmembrane transport; chemical synaptic transmission; nervous system process. Lineage: Eukaryota; Metazoa; Chordata; Actinopteri; Characiformes; Serrasalmidae.